UCUUCUCCGGCUCCAGGUGCUCUUUGGCCACCUUCAGCACUGGAUUGUUUUGCCAUCUUGGAUCCAUGGGGCUGAAGGGGUUAACGUGGAGCACUAGAAAGCAGGUCAGGUUACCUGUGUGUGUUUAUUUACCUGUCCAAUGCUCCUCUGUCCUUGUAAUUCACGAUUGGUCUGUUAGAGGCCACCAGUUGUGACACUGACCCCCGGGGACGCGCUGGCCCUCUGUACCCGGCGCGCGUCACGUUUCCCUGUACUGACUGAGCUUGUUCCAAAAUAGACGGCACCACCACCCUACACCCACCCACACCCUCCUCUCUCCCAGCUCUGCCCGGGUACUCUCCCCCUCUCUCUUUCCCUGCCGAAAAGCGUCACGCAGUUGUCCAUUGCGUCUCCUCAGAAAGUCCGCACCGACUCCCGGACGCCGGAUCGCGGGGAAUUAUCAUUGAAAGGAAUAAAGAGCAACAGAAGGAGGAGGAGGAGGAGGAGGAGGAGGAGGAGGCACAGGCUUGUACGACAAAAACCGUGAGAGUUGUCCAGGGAAGAGGGGUCUCCCCAAAACCUGAGCCAUGAGUCGCAGCAUCGUGCGGCAGAGUAAGUUUCGCCACGUCUUUGGCCAGAUGGUGAAGGCUGAGCAGGCGUAUGAUGACAUUCGUGUUUCUAAGGUGACAUGGGACAGCUCCUUCUGUGCAGUCAACCCAAAGUUCCUGGCGGUCAUCGUUGAAUCCAGUGGAGGAGGAGCGUUCCUGGUCCUGCCUCUCUCUCAGACAGGUCGUGUGGAUAAGAACUAUCCGCUGGUCAACGGCCACUCCGGACCUGUCCUUGAUAUAGACUGGUGCCCCCAUGACGACAACAUCCUGGCCAGCUGCUCGGAGGACUGUACUGCGAUGGUGUGGCAGAUCCCGGAUCAUACACUGACUCGCCCCAUCUCUGAUCCCGUCGUGGUCUUGGAGGGACACUCCAAACGUGUCGGCAUCGUCACCUGGCACCCCACCGCACGCAACAUACUACUCACUGCGGGCAGUGAUAACCUGAUUAUAAUCUGGAACGUGGGCACAGGCGAGCCCCUCAUCUCCAUGGACGACCACCCAGACCUCAUCUACAGCAUCAGCUGGAACCGAAACGGCAGCUUGUUUUGCACCACCAGUAAAGAUCGACGUCUGCGUGUCUGCGACCCCCGCAAGAGAGAGGUGGUUGCGGAACGUCUGGCUCCACAUGAGGGGAUCCGGCCAAUGAGAGCUAUCUUCACCAGAGACGGAAACAUCUUCACCACAGGAUUCACCAGGAUGAGCCAGAGAGAGCUCGGACUCUGGGACCCGACAAACUUCGAGGAGCCUAUUGCACUGUUGGAGCUGGACACAAGUAAUGGAGUGUUGUUACCAUAUUAUGAUGCAGACGCGAACAUGGUCUACCUCUGUGGAAAGGGGGACAGCAGCAUCCGUUACUUUGAGAUCACAGAGGAGCCGCCAUACGUCCACUAUCUCAACACCUUCAGCACUAAAGAGCCCCAGAGAGGGAUGGGCUUCAUGCCUAAGAGAGGCGUGGACGUCACCAAAUGUGAGAUCGCUCGAUUAUUCAAGCUCCUUGACAAGAAGUGUGAGCCCAUCACAAUGACAGUGCCAAGAAAAUCGGACCUCUUCCAGGAUGACCUGUACCCAGACACAGCAGGACCUGAGCCCCCCAUGGAACCUGAGGAGUGGCUGGAUGGUCGCGAUGAAGAUCCAAUUCUGGUGUCCAUGAGGGAGGGCUACGUGCCACCUAAGAGCCGGGAGCUCAAAGUGGCAAAGAAGAAUGUGCUGGACUCCAGACCCACCACCAGACGCAGCAUGUCCACUCUGGACACCAACAGUCUGCCGCCUCAGUUGCUUGAGAGGUUGUUGGAGGAGAUUCAGAAUCUGAAGGCCACAGUUUUGUCUCAGGAGAAGAGAAUCUGUGACUUGGAGAAUAAGCUUUCUCAGUACACCAAUGGCACCGACUGAUGUGCAUGAAACACACCUUCUGAAGAACUGGUCUGAAUUUCAGAAUCAGAAUUGUUAUAGAAACACAUUUCCCUUUCGUUCACAAGGAACCACUCUCCUAAAUACUCAAACAGUGUGGCCCCUUUAAAGGUACCAUUGUGUAAGAAUAUGAAUGUGGACAAUGCAAACUGAAGGUCCAACAGAUUGACAAAAUAACACCCAUGAGUUAUGUAAUUGUUUUGUGGCUGAUUCUGCAUAAUCCACAUUUCAGUUUUAACAUAAUGUACCUUUAUUGUUUGGCAAAAUAUUUGAAUAUGUACACCUUUACAGUGAUUUGUAAAGAAUGAGAAGAGUGCAGAAAUGGAGUGAGGUAGCAAGUCGGGUUAAAGGUCUGAAGAAAGUUGACAGAGUUGUUUAAUUACGCUGUGUGAAAAAGACAGCUGUAGAAAAAAAAGAAAA
Molecule: messenger RNA, 2414 nt
Organism: Larimichthys crocea (large yellow croaker)
Lineage: Eukaryota; Metazoa; Chordata; Actinopteri; Sciaenidae
Gene: coro6
Product: coronin 6
Exons: 11
Coding region: 567-1976 (469 amino acids)
Biological process (GO): actin filament organization; cell migration
Molecular function (GO): actin filament binding
Source: RefSeq, a predicted model, not a curated record